AUGGGCUUGGUUUUCCGGAAAGCCACGCAGUCCGCUGCACUUCUGCUAGCCCUGCUGGGAUGGGUUUUAGCCUGCCUCACCAACUACUUGCCCCACUGGAAGAACCUCAACCUGGACCUGAACGAGAUGGAAAAUUGGACCAUGGGGCUCUGGAAAGCCUGCGUCAUCCAGGAGGAAGUGGGGAGGCAAUGCAAGGACUUUGACUCCUUCCUGGCCUUGCCAGCUGAACUCCAGAUCUCCAGGAUCCUGAUGUCUCUGUCGAAUGGGCUGGGGCUGCUGGGGCUGCUGGGCUCUGGCUGUGGCCUGGACUGCUGGAGGCUUGGAGAGAGCCAGAAGGGUCUGAAGAGGCGGCUGCUCAUCUUGGGAGGGCUCCUGCUCUGGACUUCGGGCGUGAUGGUCCUGGUUCCUGUCUCCUGGGUGGCCCACGUGACGGUUCAGGAGUUCUGGGAUGAGACCCUGCCUGAGAUUGUGCCCAGGUGGGAGUUUGGGGAGGCCCUUUUCCUUGGCUGGUUUGCUGGCUUCUGCCUGGUGCUGGGAGGGUGGCUGCUCAACUGUGCAGCCUGCUGGAGCCCGGCUGCCCCCGCCUCUGGCCACUAUGCAGUGGCAGGAUUGCAAGACCACUGUCAGCAGCUGGAGCUGAAACACGCCAGCUCAGAAAUCUAAGCCAGAUGGAUCAGUGGCCUUUCUACUCUUCAGCAGGUGCUCGCUCCAGCCGGACUUGGACCUCACACACAUAGCCGUGCUUGGCAGCUGGGAGGAAGGACUAAGGUGCCUCCCCUCAACACACAAGAAAUGGUGCCGAUGGAGUGAAAAGCGGACACUGGACAGAGUUAUUUUAUGAUACAGCUCCCUUUACGAUUGGCUAGUUCCCUAAAAGACGAGUCAAGAUGUUAAAAAGGCCAGAGACUGUUGCCAUGAUUCCUGGGAGGCCACAGGACCCUGCUGAACCCUGCGAGGAUUUAACUACAUGGUCAGGUACAGCGCCUGCCUUCCUUGCUGACUGGACUGAGCAACGUGGCCACUGGGCUCCUGGCUUCGCAGCAGGCCUACUCCUGACCCACCUGCUGCUGCUCCUUCAUCUCUCACUGCCCUAGGCACCAAGGAGCACAUUCAGCUAUCAUAGAUGUCACAGUCCCUACACGGUGUGUCUUCCCUCAGUCCAACAUGUUCAUUCUCAUCACGAGCUUCGUGAUAUCAAUGGGUUGACCCCCCCCCCCCCAAAGAGGGGGCCUCACUGUGUAGCCCCAGCUGCUGUGGCUGCCCUGGAACUCAUUGUGUAGACUGGCUGGCCCUGAACUCAGAGAUCUCCCUGCCUCUGCCUUUGACCUGUUGGGCGUGUGCCAUCAUACCAGGACAGGCAGGGGGGUUUCUUAUGGGAAACAGCAGUGCUUAUGCGUUCUUUACUUUGGAUUUUAACAACGGGAAGAUGUUAAAGAUUGUCCAUGGUUGGCAGCACUGCUUUCUGUGGAAGGUGGCAGCAUGCUGGGCAGGAAGGGCCCUGCCACCACUCCAUGGCUACAAAAUCAAGCAGUAGCACUUCCGGCAAACAGCCACAGUGGCUGUCUGGCACAGUGGGCAGGAAAGCCCAGUCCUUUACCCAUACAUAUGGGACCUU
Microtus oregoni (creeping vole) is the source of this 1615-nucleotide messenger RNA. RefSeq names its product claudin-22. Gene Ontology annotation, cellular component: bicellular tight junction; plasma membrane. Gene Ontology annotation, molecular function: structural molecule activity. The coding region runs from base 1 to 663 and encodes 220 amino acids. The record is from RefSeq and is a predicted model, not a curated record. Gene Ontology annotation, biological process: cell adhesion; bicellular tight junction assembly. The transcript has 2 exons. NCBI's taxonomy places the organism in Eukaryota, Metazoa, Chordata, Mammalia, Rodentia, Cricetidae.